ACAGGGGGCUGGGGGCUGUGCUCUCGCAGGUUGUGGAGGGGGAGGAGCGACCGGUGCUGUACAUUAGCCGUAAGCUCUCGUUGAGGGAAACUAAGUACAGCACCGUGGAAAAGGAGUGUCUCGCCAUCAAGUGGGCGGUCCUCACUCUCCGAUACUACCUGUUGGGGCGGGCCUUCACCCUCUGUUCCGAUCACCACCGCAUGAAAGAUACCAAUGCCCGGAUCACCCGUUGGUAUCUGGCUCUUCAGCCGUUUAAGUUCAAGGUGGUCCACAGACCGGGGGCACAGAUGGCUAUCGCUGAUUUCCUUUCCAGGAAUGGAGGGGGAGUGGUAGGCAGGCCGGAUGCCGCCCCGGCCUGAGCCGGGCGGUGGGGAUAUGUGGCAGCGGAGGCGUGGUCAAGCAUCUCUCCGGGGAGAGAGAAAGCGGAGACUGAGUCAGAGAGCAGCAGUCGAUGAAUUGGAGAGCCGAAACAUCCUCAAGCAGAGGAAUGACCAGACAGAGCAAGAGGAGAGGAGGGAAAUCAAGCAGAGGUUGAAUAGAAAGCUUAACCAGCGGCCAACAGUUGAUGAGUUGCGAGACAGAAAGAUCCUGAUCCAUUUCAGUGACUAUGUGGAAGUGGCCAAAGCUCAGGACUAUGACAGGAGAGCUGACAAGCCCUGGACGAGACUAUCUGCUGCAGAUAAGGCAGCGAUACGCAAAGAGCUAAAUGAGUUCAAGAGCAAUGAGAUGGAGGUUCACACGUCAAGCAAGCACCUGACAAGGUUCCACCGACCAUAGCGAGGUUUCUUCUGUGAAGAAUAUGCUAACGGUAUCUCUGUGAAGUCAAAAACCUCAGGAGGCUUCGUCCUGUGCCCUGGUCCAUGGGAACUCCAUGGAGGGCCUGAUAUUUGGGCGCUAGUGACCCUUGGAGGCUAUGUCUCUGGAGCUUCAGCCUGAAGCAGCUCCAAACUCCACUCAGUCAAGCUAGAUUAUUGAACCUUUAUUCUUUUUCAAGGGAAUCUUGAGGGAUAGUGGAAGACUCUUUUACAAAAAAAAAAUAAAUAAAUAAAAAAAAAAAAAAGACACUGACUUUUUUCUAAAUGGACUGUUUUUAAAUGGUCGCUUUUUGAUGCUAAUCGGGGAGGGAGGGGUCAAGCAUGUGACUCAUUUGAACCUUUUUCUACACCAGUGUUGGUGCUGUAGUGACACCCCAACCCGUUUCUGGGCUCCAACUAACACUUGAGUUUCAUAUCAGCUGUUAUAGAUGUUACUGUGAGGAAAGGAAAUCAUGUCUUACAUUUGCAAGGACUAUUUAUUGUCUGUACAGUACAAGCUUUUGAUUUUAAAGAAACAACAUCUGUCUUUUUUUCUGAAUGAAUGGAUGGAUGAUAGACUGAUAAAUUUCAUGGGAAAAAGUCUAUGGAACUGUACAGGAUUUGCUCCUCUUUGGGUAUAUACAGUGGCCCCAAAGUAUUUGGACACUUAAAGGGAUAGUUCAUUCAAAAAGGAAAAUUCUCUUAUCAUUUACUCACACUCAUGCCAACCCAGGCUUUUCUUUUUAAAAGGAUAUUUCAGCUCUGUAGGUCCAUACAAUGGAAGUGAAUGGUGGCCAGAACUUUGAAGAUCCAAAAGGCAUAUAAAGGUAGCAUACAAUUAAUCCACACCACUCCAGUGGUUAAAUCCAUGUCUUCAGAAGUGAUAUGAUCGGUGUGGGAAAGAAACAGAUCAAUAAUGAAGUCCUUUUUCACUAUAAAUCUCCACUUUCACAUUCUACUUUUGUUUUUGGCAAUUCACAUUCUUUGUGCAUAUCACCACCUACUGGGCAGGGAGGAAAAUUUUAGUAAAAAAUGACUUAAAUAUUGAUCUGUUUCUCACCCACACCUAUCAUAUCAAUUCUGAAGAAAUAGAUUUAACCACUGGAGUCGUAUGGAUUACUUUUAUGCUGCCUUUAUGUGAUUUUUGGACCUUCAAAGUUCUGGCCACCAUUCACUUGCAUUGUAUGAAUCUAUAGAGUUGAGAUACUAGAAAGAUAGAAGAAGUCUAAGAUAGUGUAAGUCUUACACAUCUAGGAUGGCAUGAGGGGGAGUAAAUCAUGAGAUAAUUUAAAUGUUUGGGUGAACUAUUCUUUUAAACCACAAUUAAAAAUCUAUGAAUUUGUAUGAUAUAAUAAAAUUAUUUUAA
This is a messenger RNA of Myxocyprinus asiaticus (Chinese sucker), 2160 nucleotides long. Its product is annotated as phosphatase and actin regulator 3-like. The transcript has 6 exons. The coding region runs from base 343 to 777 and encodes 144 amino acids. Gene Ontology annotation, biological process: actin cytoskeleton organization. NCBI's taxonomy places the organism in Eukaryota, Metazoa, Chordata, Actinopteri, Cypriniformes, Catostomidae. Gene Ontology annotation, molecular function: actin binding. The record is from RefSeq and is a predicted model, not a curated record.